UGCGCGACGUAUUCAGCCUCUGAGCGCUGAGCGGGGUCGACCCCGUGUCGCUAUUUUCGGCCGGAGGGUCAGGGGGGGUGGCGGGAACCCGAGUUGCCGGCUGGGGCCGCGCCCCUCCAUCUCUUCCUAACUACCUGUCCGCAGAGAAGCGCUCGGAGUCCCCGGACUGGGUCCCAGCUGUCCUUCCGAACGGCGAGCCUCAGUUUCUCGGUGGCACUUGAACUCGCCCUGGGAGGGAGACCGGUCCGCAGUCUCCAGCCGCAGAUCCGUGGACCCUCUUCACGGACGCUUCGCGCAGCCUCAGGUGACUGCACCCCCGCCCAGUAUGGCAGCCUCCCCGCUCCCACCGCCAGAUCCCCAGUUUGUCCUCCGAGGUACCCACUCGGCGGUGCAUGCGCUGCAUUUCUUCGGAGGAGCCCAAGGACAGGGGCGCCCACUCCUCCUCUCAGGGUCCCUGAGCGGGCUGGUGCACAUCUGGAGCCUGCAGACGCGGAGGGCGGUUGCUACGCUGGACGGCCAUGGGGGCAAGUGUGUGACCUGGCUGCAGACACUGCCCCAGGGGCACCUGCUCCUCAGUCAGGGCCGGGACCUGAAGCUGCGCCUAUGGGACCUGGCAGAGGGCAGAAACGCCGUCGUGGACUCUGUGCCCGUGGAGAGCAUGGGCUUCUGCAGGAGCUCCGUCCUAGCCAGGGGUCCAGAGCGCUGGAUGCUGGCCAAGCCAGGGGGAGGUAGUGACGAGGUUCAGAUUCUGGAGAUGCCAUCCAAGACGUCAGUGUGCACCCUGAAGCCGGAGGCAGAUGCCAAGCCGGGCAUGCCCAUGUGCCUGGAGCUGUGGCAGGCCGACUCCAGUCCCCGCCCACUCCUCCUGGCUGGCUAUGAGGACGGAUCGGUGGCCCUGUGGGACGUCUCUGAGCGGAAGGUGUGCAGCCGCGUCGCCUGCCACCCGGAGCCCGUCAUGGGCUUUGACUUUGACUCCCAGAAGGCCAGGGGCGUCUCGGGCUCCGCGGAGAAGGCGCUGGCUGUCUGGAGCCUGGAUGAGCAGCAGGCCCUGCAGGUGUGCAGAACUCACGAACUCACCAAUCCUGGGAUCGCUGAUGUCAAGAUCCGGCCAGACCGCAAGAUCCUGGCCACUGCGGGCUGGGACCAUCGUGUCCGUGUGUUUCACUGGUGGACGAUGAAGCCACUGGCCGUACUGUCCUUCCACAGUGCCACCAUCCACUGUGUGGCCUUUGCCACUGAUGGCUUGCUGGCCGCAGGGUCUGGGGAUCAGCGCAUUAGCAUUUGGUCGCUCUACCCGAUCCGCAGCGAUGCGUCCACUCCCUCGGUGGGACACGCAGAGGGCAGGGAGGUGGGCACCCAGGCUUUGGCCUGACCCAGGCAUGUGGAAACCGUGCAUCGGGACCCUUGAGGACAGCCAGUUGUGGUUCUCCUCCUCCAGUUACAAGAGGAGCUUGGUCCAUGGAGUCUUCGUUUUCUGCACAAGGCUUGUGUUUCCUUUUGCGAAAUACAGCAUCUGUAUGACAGUGACUCUGCAGUUCACAAAGAGUAACUGGGCCAGACACCUGAGCAGCUACAGCCCAAGUGAGAGGCCAACCUGGGGCUCCUUUACAAUUAACCUCUAGAUGCAAACCUGUGGGCUCAAGGUACAGAUUCUCCGACGUGAUACCCUGGAUUCCCCGUUAGGGUCAGCUCCGAGAGCUCUCCUCAGACCUUCCACUGGGCAAGGCAGUUGACCCCUGUCCAGUGGGGGACACCAGAUGUGGCCCCCAGGUCCUGCUGACUCUGUGUGGCUCCUCACCCCAAGGAUGACCAGGAGCUCCUGAUGCUCAGGGCUGAAGCCAGAACCUGUAUAAAGAAGUGAGCAGACCCCUCAAGGGAGCAAGGCAGGAGAAGGGCGGGCUGUGGAUGAUGGCAAAGGCAAGGAGAGCUCAUGGUUCAGGACCAGGCCAAGCACCCUGAAUCCAUGGGAGGAAGUGCCCCAAAGAGAGGAAGACCAAAGACGGCAAGGUGCCAUCUUCGGGGUGGAAAGCACAGCAGAAUUAAGUGUGGCUGACACAGCCACCAACAACACAGAGCCAACAGUGUGCACACAGGGCAACUGGGAAUGAGCAGCCAAAGCAACAAGUGUGUCUGGAGUCUCCUUCCAUGCAUGGCUGGGCCCAGCCGUCAGGGCAUCUUUUAAAGCUGGGCUGUUGACUGGGAAGGAAUGGGACCCUGGAAAUUGGGGUGGGGGCUGUGGGCAGUCAUUGAGGAAGCUGGGGGCCUCAAACCCCUUUGUUCCACUGCCAUUUUUUGCCAGAAGAGCCCCUUUGGUCUCUGCCUAAAGAGGUCAGUCCUCCUUUACUUGAAGGAUCCGGAAUGGCUCCCCCCCUGGGGCGGGGUCCUUGUGGGACACUCAGGACCACCUCCCCCCAACCCCAGCUCUGUUUAUAACUAGACUCAGGCCCUAGGAGGCCCCAAAGGGUGAGGUACAAAGUGUGGCCCAUGAUGAGGUGGCUACGCUCCAGAAGAACUUCGUGCAGAUAGAAAUCUGGAGAACACGUGUGGGAUCCAGGUGGCAGGAAUAUGAAAUGCAUCAGGCCAGAUCCAUGGAAACAGGGCCACUAACAGAGGGUCUGGACUUGUUGCAGCCCGAGGAGUUAGAAAGGGCCCCCAGGUGCGGUUGCUUGGUUGAAACAUGGACCACAAGGCAGGUUCGCUGAGUACGGUUGAAAUGCCAGAACCCCCUCAGUGUACUGCAGAGGGGGUGACCCGAGGGUUUGGGGAGAUUGGGGUACUCGAGGGGACUUAACACAUGAGAGCUGCUUACCCUCCAUAAGAGGGGCCAGAGCCUUUUCCCAAGACCUUGAGGAAUACGUCCACAAGGGGAGCUGAGCAUCCUUGGAGAGCUCUGUGGUUUCUCUUCUCUGCACGUCAGUUGGAGCCACCCCCACAGAGCAAGGUUCUCUAAAGGCAGCGGAGUCACUGAAUCUCAGAGUGGCAAAGCCUAGUAGUGACAUUUAACUGUCCACUGUGUGGUUGUGUGGUGGGCAGCCUCAGCCACCAGCAGCCAGACUGGCAGAGAUGUGGGCAUGGUGCCCUUGGGGCCCUGGAAGUGGAGCUGACAGGCAGCCAGAUUGAGUCUAGCUUGGUCUGCUUGAGCGGAAGCAUUCUGGAUCGAGCAGACAGAUGUCUGACCCGGGCCACCGAAAUAGAUUCACAAACCCCCAGUCAGCGCCCCAGGCCCCUUAAGGAAAGACCCCACUACACUGCCAACAAUGUAUACUGCUGGCCUUCUGCCCAGCCUCCCCAGGGACCUAUGGCCACUCCCUAAGGGACUGGAUACCAUUGGAGCUCAUGGAAGGCCCAUCCUGGGGACUGGCCUACCCAUAUGGGCCCUGUUGGACAGAGGGGCUGGCAAGUGUCCUCUAACACCUCUGGGAGGGACCACGCUGGCCCCCGAGUAUCCCGUAGCCACGUCACUAGAUGGGGGACGCAUCCAGAAGGAUUUGCACAUGAUGAAUGUCAGAAGGAGAGGCUCUGUUUGGGCUGCAGGCACUUGAACCUUAUAGAUGUGAGGAAAACUGCCAAGUAAACCACACUCGGGGUACUCCUCACAGGGAGGCUGUCAGGUCAGAGACAAUGGAGAGUGGCCUCACCAAGCCACCGCCUUGCAUGGCUCCCACAAGAGGCCACAUGCUGAGGGUGUUCUCCUAGAACACAGCUGUAUAUGCCUGUGUCACCAAGAUUCUUGGUGACUCCUUCCUUCAGUAGAACCACCGUAUUUACAAAAACAGCCAUAGACGUGUGCGUUCCAGACAAAGGGACAGGGUACUGCAAGUCAGCAUGAGGUUUAUUAAACCCAGAGAUGCUUCCAGAAUGUCUGAGGUGAGCUGUGUGUGUCGGCUGCCAGUGCCUUGCCCCUGGAGAUGGUAGAGGUGUUGGCAGACGCGGACCCAGAGUCCAUACACGGGCCUCACUCUCCUGUAAAGGCAUGAGCAGAGGUGCAUAGAAGAUCACAGGCAACUGACCCCUUACAGAGGUCACGUGCUGGUGAGCAGGGUCCCAGGGACAUCUUGUGGCUGAAUCUUGGUGUACGAGGGCCAAAUUCGUCUGUCAGAGCCCUGCUAGUCCUGUGUGCCUGAUGGGGCCAUGUGGAUAAGGCAAGCAGUUGCCAAGUUCACCCAGGCCUUAUGGAUGUUGUGUGGAAAGACUGGUGGCCAGGACUUUUGUCCACUCAGCUGAGCCACCUGGAACCCCAGUGGUACCAACUCUACUGGAAACACUGGUGUCUGAACCAGUGGGGCCCUCCUCUGUGCCCACUGUGGGGCCCACAGUUUGGUACAACACGGCCUCUGCAUCCACAGGAUCUGGGGCAUUAGCAAAUCACCACAGACCUGACCAGUCUCAAACUCCCCUGUACACCUGGGCCCCGCUCCAACACCCAGCCUGGGGAGGAUACUUCAUGUUUGCAAAGCCUCAGAUGGUCCUUGUCAUAUUCCUAGGGCUGAGUCGUUCCUCAGACCUGACCCAGUAUUGGGGGGCUGGCUGUGCCACGGGACCCAGGUGUACAGGGGCACUGCCAUCUUCCAACAGCUGUGAGAUCCCCUUGCUGGAAGGGCUCAAGCUGAUCUCCCUGAGCAUCCUCCGGUAGGCUGCAGAGUGGCCACAGUGCAUCCCUGCGGCUCUCCCACAGGACAAGCGGGUGCUCUACAAGGAGGAGCCUCUGUGUGGAUCCAAGUUUGCCCUUCACCAGAAGGACGCAUGCGCUCUCAUGGUCAGUCCCUUUGAUGUUAACUUAGGGCCCUGAAUGUUCUGGGAAUGCCUUUUUUUCCUUUGCGUGGGUGCUCAUAGUGGCUUUAUUCAUAAUAGUGCCAAACUAGAAACAACCCAAAUGUGUUGACAGAUGAAUGGACAGAGAAGCAAACUGUGUGGUGCAUCCAUACGGUGUAGUCCCACCAGCCAUGGAGAGGAGCCUGGAUGGACCCUGAGGAACUGGGGUGGGGAGACAGCGUCCAGGCAUCUCAGGCUGCACGCCCAUGUGCCUUCAUGUCAGAUGCUUUCAGCAAGACCCUCCCCGGCCCAGCCCUCCUCCGCACACCCAGCCACAUCUGGCCGUGGCAGCCGGGUGGCUUGGCGAAAUCAGCCCUGUGAUUUUCUGCCUAGUUCCUAAGUGCCUUUCCCAGCUACCUAACGCUGUUCACUGAGCAACGUUUUUCAGGACUUAUACCCAAGUGCCGUUUCAUUCAGGAGCCACUUGAAUUUAGCACAGUCCACAAUGGCCAAACCGUGGUGAUUCUGACAUCAGUAUUGCCCAGGAUGACGAGGAAGGCUGUGGCUCAGGUGCCCAGGGGGCGGGAGACCCGAGGUUCCCCAGGUGAGCGAGGGGUUUCCGCUGGCCAAGCGUCGCUCAUCAGGUGUCCUCAGGCGUCCUCCCCCUCAGCAAGCCGCUUUCUGGUCCAGCCCAUCCACCGAGAGAGGCUCACCAGUCUCUCGAAGAAGUCUUCAUUAAUACUGUCUUAAGAGAGGCUGCUCACAACCAGAGAAAACUCUCCCGGACUAGCGAUGGAAUCAGCGUGCAGUUCUGGCUCUGGUCAAUAUGUUCUGCUGUUCUGUCCUAUUAGAAGAGCUUCCAUGGGUUAGGAGCGCGGGCGCGGUGUGGCCAGGGCCUCUGGUUGGAGCCUCACAGGCUGUAGUUAGGUGUCAGUGGGGUGGGCACCUCUUCCAGCCCUCCUGGUUGUUAGCAGGAUCCAGAGCCUCAGCUCCUGGAGGCUGCCCAGCCUCUUCACGGCCAGCAGGAGUGGCCUUAGGGUAUUCUGUGUGGUGACUUCAUCGCCCCGGGUGGGAUCUGGAUGUUCUACCGGGGAGACAAAAGCAUCCCCGGUCACCACCUCCGGGGCGAAGGGUGCCUCUCAUCAGCAGGACAGACAGGGCUGCGGCAGGGCCCCCCUCCAGGCCACCUCCCCUGAAGGGCAAGCAGCUGUGUCAUCCUGACCAGCCAGCCCAGGCAAGUGAGUGGCCCAGCGUGUGCCUGCCUCAGGAGCCUUCUGCUGAUCCUCUUCCAGACCCAUGGUAACCCUGCAAGGCCGGUCCCACAGUCAUGCCCACCCGGCACAUGGGCAGGUGGACAGCGCUUACCCAGCACCCACUGUGGGCCGGGGUCCCUCUCGGACAAGCAGGAGGCUCGUGGCAGACCAGGCCGCGACCAGGCCGAUGCGGUCCCCGGACAUUGAGAAUUCACCACCUUUGCCUGUGCUCUCUGACUUUCAGCGGUGGGACAACGUCGGACAGCCAUGGGCUUGGGAAAUACACAAAGCAGCCUCCGCGUGUGGCAGGGGGCAAGCCUGGGGAGCUGGACGAGGCACUCAGACAUUGAGGAUUAGCUGAGGAAGGGGGAACCUCGCUGUGCUCGCCCGGCAGGGUGGCUUUGUGCUGACGUGCAGUGCGUGUCUUCACGCUCCUGAGUGAGUGAUGUUCAAUCAGGUGUUACCCACCUGCGUCUGUGCCAAGAAGCCACAGAACACCCUCUGCACAAAAGGACUGUUUGCACAAAGAAAAAACAUUCCUUCAGGGGGUUCUUUAGAAACGCUUGAUACUCAACUAGCUAUAACUUCAUGGGAAAGCCUGGUGUCAAAGACGAGCUGGCACAGACGAAAACCUUCCAGAACUGAGCUUGCCGUGCACCUGUGCUUCGGGGCGGGCAAGCCGUCGCUGCCCCAGCCCGCAGCUCGGGGGGCAGGGGGUGCUGUUGGUGCGUUGGUGCUGCGGCCGCCCCAAGUCCGGCACACUCCAUCUCUCCUGCAGCACCGCUGUGCUCGCUCCUGCCUGGACUCAGCCUCCCGGGCCAAGGUCUCCAGCUCGCCCAGGAGCUCCGUUGGGAGCCAGGUGGGAGGGAAGCCCCUGGGCCGGACAGAGCUGAGCAAGAUGCUGAGAGCCACGCAGCGGCUGUGAGUGGGGCAGACAUACACCCAACGCGCCAGAGACGUGCCCACCAGGUACAGGACUGUCGGUUCUACAGAGGAAGUCCUAAACCUGUGCUUAGGGAAUCCCUGCGGGAAAACAUUCGAGCGAGAGAUAGAGCCACAGACCGGAGGAAGUAGGGCAUACCCGUACCAUGGGCUAAGCUGAGAGAAGGUGCUCAGGGCCUUCAGAUGAAAUGCUUCUGCCUCCAUCCCUGCCAGGAGGGGGCCUAGAGCUGCUCCACCUGUCCACCCAGCACCCGACGUGGGCUCUCAGAUCUUGGAGCAGGGUUAAGAAUGUACAUCCUGUGGGCCACAGACAGACACCCUUGUGUCUGGGACCUCGGGCCCACAGAGCCACAAGUAUUCAUGUGCGUUGGCCCCUGCUUCCGUGGCAUGGGGCAGACGUGGGGAAUCUUGCUACUGCGACAAAACCAAGAGGCGUUCAGAGGUGCCAAGAGCCGCACUAAAGGCCAAGGGGCCUCCCACACGGGCCUGGGAUGCGUCAGGCAGCAAGAUGACGGUCACCGUCGUCUGUUCAAACGGGCAAGAUUCCGAUGGGCCAAGAAGUCUCAUUGACACUCGGACAAGAGAAGUUAACAUGAAGUAGGCCAGCAAGUAUUGUAGUAGUGAAGUAGUCCAAGCAUGCCUGAAGAUUGCUAUAGGUUGAAUGUCUGUGUCCCCCCACAAAUUCAUAGGUUGAAACCUAACCCCCCGGGUGAUGGUACUAGGAUGGGGCCUUGAGGAGGUGCUUAGGUCAUGGGGUGGAGCCUUUGUGAAUGGGAUCAGUGCCUUAUACAGGAGACCCCAGAGGGCGACCCCUGCCCUUUUGCCACGUGAGGACCGAAGAAUCGGGCUCUCGCCAGACUCUGGCUCUGCCUUGAUCUUGGACUUCUAGUCUCCAGAACAGUGAGAAACGAAUUUCUGUUAUUUAUAAGCCACCCAGUCUGUGGUAUUUUGUUGUAGCAGACUGAAUGGACUGAGACAAGAUGAUAUAUUUUUAUUGUUUAUUUCUAAGAUGUGGAAUGUUAAGGGGGCACCUGGGUGGCUCAGUGGGUUAAGCGUCUGACUCGAUCUCGACUCAAGCCAUGAUCUCAGGGUUGUGAGAUCGAACCCUGCAUCGGGCUCUGCGCUGGGCAUGGGGCUUGCUUAAGAUUCUCUCUCUCCCUCUCCCUUUCCUCCUCUCCGCCUCUAAAAGAUAAAAUAAAAUAAAAUAAAAGACGUGGAAUGUUAAGAAAUCAAGUCAUUUGGUUUCAUCCUGUUGCAAUAAUCUGUCGCUGCGUUAAUAAGCCGGUCCAAACUCAGCAGUGUACAGUAUGUAUGUGGCAUCCAAGGGUCAGCAGGUUGGGAAGCUUGGUGGGGCGGUGGAGCCUGGAGAGGGCUGGGCACAGGGAGCACUGUCGACGGGAGCACCUUUGCAUGGCUUCUCAGCAUGGCGGUCUCAGGGGAAUCAGACUUCUUACAUGGGGCCUCCAAGAACUCAUCCAGCAAAUCAGGAGCCUUCUCCACCCAGUCCUGGUAUCAGGAAAGGGACACGGAUCCCACCUCGUGAGGGAGGAAAGUCAGAAUAUUUUCAUCCUUUACAAAAUAAGGCUCGUCCUUGUUAUCUCUCUCUGUGUAGCAAGAAAGAGUCAACACAGACAACUGAGACCCCAGGACUCUGGGGAAGAAGCCUGGGGCAGGACCAGGGCCUCCCGCCAUGGCCAGGAGGGAGCAUCGAGCCACGCACUCCCUCCAGCCAUGCACAGGGCACCCCUCACCCCACCCUGCAGGGUGUGAUGAAAUGCUCACGAAGAAGCUUACUCAUCCCUACACACCAGGCCAUAUCUCCAAAUAAAUGGACAGCAGAUCUGGACCUCCCAUCCACAUGAAACCCAAAGAAUCCUUCAUCUCAGGGAAUAUGAGAUACGGGGCUGUCAUCAAGAGUUCCUCAACCUAUGGAGAAGUUUUGUUACAAAGCAGGCCAGGGUAGGGCAGCCUUACUCAGUGGCAGCCCCGGGCCUUCCUGUGGUGCCCAGCCCAGAGCUGAGCUGUCCACUGACCGGUCAGUAGUCUGAGCCCUCGGGGUGCUGAGAACACACCUAAGGAAGAAUAAGAAGCAGCCCAAGGAGAAACCAAACACAGUUUAGCACUUUUAGUACCAGCUUUAGUGAAUCUCAUAUCAUGUGCAUGUGUGUGUGUCUUGCCUAAGAUGUUAAGAUAUUUUCAGAUCUCUAUGUUAGGCUUGUCAUUCUUGUUAAAUAUUUAGAGGUAUUUUUAGUGCAUUUGCAACCAAUGUUUCAAAUUUUAUUCUGUUCAAUAUCCAUACAUUUUGAUAUAUCCACCGAGUAAGGGUGUGGCUAUAGUGAGAA
Messenger RNA from Zalophus californianus (California sea lion), 9289 nucleotides. It is a transcript of the gene GNB1L, whose product is annotated as G protein subunit beta 1 like. The record is from RefSeq and is a predicted model, not a curated record. NCBI's taxonomy places the organism in Eukaryota, Metazoa, Chordata, Mammalia, Carnivora, Otariidae. The transcript is spliced from 8 exons. The coding region runs from base 326 to 1372 and encodes 348 amino acids. Gene Ontology annotation, molecular function: protein binding.